Messenger RNA from Peronospora matthiolae, 2616 nucleotides. Lineage: Eukaryota; Oomycota; Peronosporomycetes; Peronosporales; Peronosporaceae. The record is from the annotation of a GenBank genome assembly.
AUGACGAUACGCCCCUUCGUGCUGGAUGAACAGGGCGAACGAGACGUACUGUGCGAGGCACUGCGGACCGUGCGUGAUCAGGGAUUGCAAAUGCAACGAGCGUUUAAAGCGCAGGAACAGGCCGCUGGGAUCAACUUCGCGGCCGAAGUGCUGCGCGAACUGCGCACGAGUCUUUUGUGUCCUAGAAACUACUACCAACUCUAUAUGCAGGCAGUCGAGCAGCUACGGCACUUUGAAAGCUAUGUAGAGGAACAAGAGCAAGCUGGUGCCUCCAUGUGCGAUCUCUACGAGCGCGUCCAGAGCAGUAGUAAGGUGCUACCGAGACUCUACUUGCUCGUGACAGUUGGAGCUGUUUACAUCAAGUCUCGGGAGACGCCAGCGCGUGAAGUAUUGACGGAUUUAGUGGAGAUGAUCAAAGGAGUUCAGCAUCCGCUGCGAGGGCUUUUUUUGAGGCACUAUCUGUCGCUGAGUAUACGCGACAAACUUCCGGACAAGGGCUCUGUGUACGAGCAAUGUGGUGGUGGCAGCUUUGGCGACGCUAUUCAGUUUUUGCUGCAGAACCUGCAAGAAACUAACCAGCUCUGGAUUCGUCUGCAGCAGCAGAAGGCUGGAGGUUCUCGACCACAAGCCGUUUGGGAGAAGGAGGUAAUGGAGCUGCGCUUGCUGGUUGGGACGAGCCUUGUACGGCUCAGUCAGUUGAAUGGUGUCACACGUAGCGUCUACACUGACCAGGUAUUGCCUAGGCUGCUGGAUGAUGUUGUUCUUGCAUGCAACGACUCUCUUGCGCAGCAGUACUUGAUGGACUGCAUCAUUCAGGUUUUCCCAGAUGAGUUUCACUUCGAUAAUCUUGAGAGGCUGUUGGGUGCACUGGAGAAACUGCAGUCGAAUGUCAACGUUGCAUUGAUCUUGACGGCACUUGUUGAACGCCUUACAAGCUGCCAAGAAGCACAAGGGAGUGUUACGGGUGUGGGACAGCAAGAGGGAGGAGUGGACGAGUGUAGCAAGAUCGAAUAUGAUCGGCAAGACGGAUUUGAGGUUUUCCAGCGGCUAAUGACGACGACUAUCAAAGUGUUGUUGCGCUCAUUAAAUUGUGAAGAUAGGAAUGAAGUUGCUCUCAGUGAAGGAGACGGUGAAGACGUGAACAUAAACUUGACCUCUGUACUGUCACUUUUCGUGGCGCUGGUUAAUUUUGCUAUCGCCUGGCUGGAUGGCGUCACGGAUGAAAGUUCCCGUUUGACGACUGCUCUUGAGCAGGUUCUUUAUAAAUGCUUGACAUUUUUGCAUGAGCAAAAACCGUGGUGCGUAGACGAGCAAAGACGCCAUGCCGUGCUUCUAGCGGUAAAAUCUCUUUUGCUCGCGCUUUUUCGGACACUAUCUAUCCACAACCUCUUGCAAGUUCCGUCACUGCUUGACGUGCUCGGACUAAUGCCGUGGGGUGGUGAGCGAAAAGACGUGGCUCUAAUAUGGAUUCGCGUGCUUCUUGCUAGGCAAGAGCGCAUCAUUGAUGAAAAGCAAAUCACAUUUGUGCUGACGGUGCUGGCACCAGUGGUGCAUGAUGACCCUAACGAAGUGCGGUCACUGCCUUUGACUGGGUCAACUACGACCACGGGAACACAAAAGGACGCCGACGUGCUGGAAAUGGAGCAGCAUACGCUGGCCAAGGUAGUCCACCUCGUAGAAAAUGGUGAUCCCGAUGUCAGGUUUCGUGUGUUUAAGGUAGCACGACGUGCGCUUGUGCUAGGCGGGGUUUAUCGAAUUCGUUAUACGCUGUUGCCGCUCAUCUAUCAGUCACUGGCACUCGCUCGAGAGCUAGCGAUUCAUUGGCAAGAGAGAUCACAAACGCUGGAGCUGAAACGGAAGGCUGAGUUAGAGGCCACUGUAUCCGAGAAGGGUACGAAGAAUGUUGUCACAACGCCUCGAGAAGUGCUUCAGUUCGUGCAUGAGAUGGUGACGGUAUUGGUAUCACAAAACAUGCCAUCUGUUUCCUGCGUUCAGCUGUACCUGCAGUGUGCACUGGUCGCCGAUGGCUGUGCCUUUGAGACAGUGGCGUGCGAGUUUAUUACGCAGGCAUUGACCGUUUAUGAAGACCACAUUACGCUUGCCCGUGAGCAGCUACGCGCUUUCGAGUUAAUUGUGGCUUCACUACGUGCAACCUGCAACCUCUCGAGUGCCAACUAUGAGGCUCUUGCCACCAAGGUCACGCAAUACUCUGCGCACUUGCCGAGGAAAAACGAGCAGGCUUCGAUGGUGCUGAAGUGCGCACACCUUUUCUGGCAUCCGUGUCAAAAAGAUGGCAAGCGCGUCCGAGAGUGUUUGCAGCGAUCACUGAGAAUUGCAGAUUCGUUGAAGGAUGUACCAUCAAAGCAGAUUCCUCUUUUCCUGGACAUACUAGAAGCUUAUUUGAGCUUUUUUGAGAUGCAGACGCCCGAGGUGACACUCAAGUACUUAGUGGGUCUAUCGGCUCUCAUCAAGGACCAUCUGGAUACUAUGGAGCAUGGACUGAUGCGCAAGGAAGGCGAAGUGCGGUAUCGUGCCAUUGAGAGCUACAUGGAAGCCAUGAUGGAUACGUGCGAUGACGUACCGUCGUCACCAUCAUCACAAUACGAAGCCAAGUAA